CGCGUACAUCACACUCCGUCGCUGUUAAGAAGCAAUUUGAUGCUUCGUAUCUGUCCUUGCUGUGUGUGUCUUUUCUCUAGUCAAUCUUCUCUAUCGCGAUGACGAUUAGCGAGUAUAGUGGCGACGCUGCAUAUUAAACGUUUUACUUAGUUACGUUUCAAGAGCAAAGAGACAUUAGUAAAAUUAUGGACGGAAAACUAUACUUUGCCUGUAUCGCGUUCGUGUUCUGCAUUUGCGCAGUUCCUAGUUUAGGAAUAUCGGAACUAAAAUUGGUGCAUGUCUUAUUCGCGCAUAAAUUGUACGCGCCAGAGCAAGACGAUGUGGAAAAGAACGAGACAAGUAUUCCGCAAAUCUUAUCGUACGAGCACUUUAUUUCCGUCGAGACUACCAUGCCGGAAAGCGCGUAUCUCAACUUAUACAAUCUCGGCGUUUAUUUGCGUGAGACGUACAACGAAUUUCUAGGCGACACGUACAUGUCGAAAACGGUAAAGACACGCACAACCGAAUUCGUUCCAUCGAUAUUAUCGUCCCAGCUUGUAAACGCCGGUUUGUGGCCACCCUUGGGGAAUCAAACGUGGAACGAGAAUCUUAACUGGCAGCCUAUACCGAGUGACUAUCUGGAGCUGAAGGAAGACACGUUGCUGCUCGGUUCUCUAUGUCCGAAAUUUAUUUCACAGAUGAACGAAGUGUUGCAAACGGAUGAAAUGCGAAAAACGAUGGCACCGUAUCAAUCUCUGUUUGAUCAUCUGUCUCGUUACACUAAAAGGAACAUCAGCACGCCGUCAGAUGUGGCCGCUCUGUACGCUACGUUAGAAACAAUGGCUGAUCGAAAGAAGAUAUUACCUCAUUGGGCAAACGACGUGUUUCCCGACGGUACAAUGUCCAACGUCACCUUGCUGGAAUACGAUCUUCUUUCGGCAACUCCUUUGCAGCGGCAGCUGAACGGCGGGACUCUCUUAGCCGAAAUUAUCGGCAAUUCGUUGAAGUAUGAAAGGGGCGAUAUAUCGAGGGAACGAAAGAUGAUGCUGUAUAGCGGUGACGCGAGAAAUAUCGUCGGAGUUUUGAAAAAUCUCGAUUUCUGGUCGCCUCACAUACCCGAAGAGGCAGCUGCGUUAAUCUUCGAGCUACAUCUCGACAACGACACAGGCGCUUAUGGAAUGAAAACUAACUAUUACACCGGCGUUGACGGUACAACAAUUUCUCUGUUACUGCCAAACUGUCAUCGCACAGAAAUAUGUCCAUUGCAAACUUUGAUACACAAUACUUUUGCCACUAUACCAGAAAAUCCGCAUUCUCUGUGCGGAUGGUUCGUCGAAGCUGCAAUUCAAACAGAAACUCAAUCAGAAGAAAGCAAACCAUCCGAUUCUUCAAACAACAGUGGAUCUACUUUGCAUCGCGAAACCAAUGUAAUGUUUACUUUGAUGUUAAUCUAUUUCACCGCUCGUAGCUCUUUUCUAAGAUAGUAAAGAAAAACAUUUGUAAUCGAAAGUACAAUACAACUUCAAUAUAUAAAAUUAUAUCAAAAUGAUAAUUUUUUGUUAUUUUAUAAAUAUUAAAAAAGAUUAUGAAUUAUAUUAAAAGUGUUAAUGCGCAAAAUAGCGAGUGAGAAUAGAAAUUGUCGGCGAACACAACGAAUACGCUUGCUCCAAAAUAAGGCGAUUUCGCAACGCUUCUGCAAAAUCUUUCAGAGCGUUCGACCAUUGUUUCUCGACAACGUUGAGAUUCAACUCAGCGUUUUCAAGCUCCUUUUCCACGUAGCGCAGUUUCCAGAGAUCCGCGACGUGAGAUAUCGCGUUUCUCGCGGAUCGAGAUUUUUCAAUGCUCGGUAUAAUCGUGCGAUAUUUCUGCAGAGCAACGUCCAGCGCGUACAGCACGAGACGCAACUUAUUUCUCAUCGUAUGCGUAUUUUGAUCAAUUUCCGAUGUGCCGCGCAUAGAUUGAAACCAUGUCAAUUUCGUUAUCAAGUGAUCGAUCACCUUGACGCAUAUCGGUAACGAGUUACACAGUUCCAGAAUUAUUUGUAUACGAUAUAUCCA
This is a messenger RNA of Pseudomyrmex gracilis, 2036 nucleotides long. Its product is annotated as venom acid phosphatase Acph-1-like. Gene Ontology annotation, biological process: dephosphorylation. NCBI's taxonomy places the organism in Eukaryota, Metazoa, Arthropoda, Insecta, Hymenoptera, Formicidae. The transcript has 6 exons. Gene Ontology annotation, molecular function: phosphatase activity. Bases 186 to 1463 code for a protein of 425 amino acids. The record is from RefSeq and is a predicted model, not a curated record.